Zingiber officinale is the source of this 783-nucleotide messenger RNA. Its product is annotated as glutathione S-transferase T3-like. The record is from RefSeq and is a predicted model, not a curated record. The transcript has 2 exons. Lineage: Eukaryota; Viridiplantae; Streptophyta; Magnoliopsida; Zingiberales; Zingiberaceae. The coding region runs from base 1 to 783 and encodes 260 amino acids.
AUGCCUUUGACAUCUUCGAUGGAAAAUGAACCAUUUACUUCAACUUUUGUUCCGAAUACUCAACUGUCUGAUCGUGAAUCCCUAAUUGAACUCGUAAAUUUGGAGAAGGCGGAUUUUGGUACUGCAGAUAGAAGAAAGCGAUCAACAUGGAGUAAGGUUGAAGAUGAGGUUUUAGCGAGAUCAUUUGUCACUAUCAUUGAUGAUCCAAUCAUUGGCAAUGAUCAGAAGGUGGAUGCUUUAUGGAGACAUAUUGCAAGCUACUAUAAUGAGAAUCGUUCUCAAGGUACACCCAGUAGAAUUGCAAGUAUCAUACGAUUCGGCCAUAGUGAUGAGGAUAUAUUGCAGCUUGCGUAUGAAAAAUACCACGAGGAAAAUAAUGACAUUGCAUGUAAUCUCGAGCAUGUUUGGAGAAUCAUUAAUGAUCGUCCAAUGUUUACUCUACAAUCCAGUGAUCAUCUUGUUGGCAUAAAGAAGGCAAAGACCUCACAGUCAGGGGCAAGCAACACCUCAUCUAACCAAGAUGCGAGUCUACAUGUAGACCUAAAUGAAGAAGAAACUCAUCCAAUGGGUCAGAAGAUAGCAAAAAGAAAGGGAAAAGGCAAAAUGAAAUCAGACAUUGAAGGUAUGACAACAAAUUUGGACAAUAUGUAUGCAAAGUUUACUGAGUAUACAAGCAUAAAAAUGGUUGAAGUUGAAAUGAAACAAAAACAACUCAAAGUUGAGGAGAUUAAAGCAAAAACUGUCUUAGCCAAAGUUCAACUAAAGGAAUAUGUUGGAUCGUGA